Vespa velutina is the source of this 2437-nucleotide messenger RNA. RefSeq names its product ras-related protein Rab-10 (gene Rab10). Gene Ontology annotation, biological process: cellular response to insulin stimulus. Gene Ontology annotation, cellular component: recycling endosome; insulin-responsive compartment; Golgi apparatus. Gene Ontology annotation, molecular function: GTPase activity; GTP binding. The record is from RefSeq and is a predicted model, not a curated record. The coding region runs from base 1087 to 1599 and encodes 170 amino acids. The transcript is spliced from 4 exons. NCBI's taxonomy places the organism in Eukaryota, Metazoa, Arthropoda, Insecta, Hymenoptera, Vespidae.
AGAGGAGAACGAUGGAUGAAAUUCAACGCGAAAUCGAUCGUUUCUAUAGUAUAGUAUAGUAUCGUGAUUAUAAAGUUAGCGUGCAUUUGCAACAAAGGCGUAAUAUACUUUCCUAUCGCGUUCCUUCGUCGCGAAUCCCCAUUCUCCUCGAAUCUCUACAAGAAUAUAAACGAGAAAAAUUCCAGAAAGUAACAUAAUUGAUCUGCGAUUAAAUCGAAUGACGCAAAAUUAGAGAGAGAGAGAGAGAGAGGGAGACGACGACGACGACAACAACGUUGAUGUUACUGGCAAAAGAAAACGAAGGAAAAACUCGACUCUAUUUUUACGCUUUUUCUAUGUAAUUGUCAAACAUGUGGAUCGAACGAACGGGGUGACAAAAAAAGAACACAGAUCGCUUUGUGCUCGGGAGGAGAGAGAGAGAGAGAGAGAGGGGGGAAGACCGUUGUUUAAGUUCCAAGAUAAAAAAGAUGAAUAGUAUGAGAAUUGCUAGUGACAUCCCGUGGUAACCAAAAGGAUCUUUCUACGAACGAUCGUUGAGACGCAUCAUUCGUACUUAUACACAUAGAUAAUACAUAAAUAUGAUAGGGGAAGUUGUAUAAUGCGUUAAAAAACAUACACGUCGUCGUCGCCGUCGUCGUCGUCGUCGUCGUCGUCGUCGUCGUCGUCGCCGUCGCCGUCGUCGUCGUCAUCGUCGACGAAACAUGUCGCUUGAAAAAACGAUAUAGAUAUAAUCGUAUUCCGACGAUCUUAGGAAAAGCAAAUUCGUCAUCGUUUCGCGAGCGCAAAACACGAAGUCACCCCAAUGCCUUUCAUUGCUCGCCGCAUCGUCGUGCGUCGUCGCGUCGUCUUUUAAUAGUUCUCCCUGUGACCGGUUUUCCCGUCGUUUUACCGUCGAGACACUCAUUUUACCUCGAAGACGCGCCCUCGUUCGACCUUGAAAUUCUUCUAUAUCGGCACGUAAGCGUUCGAUGUUCGAAACAUCCUCGAUCCUCAGGAUAUCCUCUUCCUUUUGUGCACUAUUACGAGCAGUCGUUCUUUUCCCCCUCUUCAAUUCGAAGUAUUCUUAACGAGAAGCAGCUCCGUGAAAUGGCGAAAAAGACGUACGACCUGUUGUUCAAGUUACUCCUCAUCGGUGAUUCCGGAGUCGGCAAGACUUGUAUACUCUUCAGAUUUUCCGAUGACGCUUUCUCUACGACCUUCAUAUCUACCAUAGGUAUUGAUUUCAAAAUCAAGACCGUCGAGUUGAAAGGGAAAAAGAUCAAAUUACAGAUAUGGGAUACCGCUGGCCAAGAAAGAUUUCAUACUAUCACGACGUCCUAUUACAGAGGUGCCAUGGGUAUAAUGCUUGUUUAUGACAUAACAAAUGAAAAAACAUUUGAGAAUAUAGUUAAAUGGUUAAGAAAUAUCGAUGAGAUAGCAAGAGAGCAUGGUAUUAGAUUUAUGGAAACAUCGGCGAAAGCUAACAUUAAUAUUGAUCGGGCAUUCAGUGAAUUAGCAGAAGCAAUUUUGGAAAAAAUUCAGGGAAAAGAACCGCAGGAUGCUCCGGAUAGAGUAACUGUCGAUAGAAGGGUGGAGAGAAGUUCCAAUCGGUGCUGCUAAUUUUAUAUUAUUUAUUUAAUGGCGCAUAAUAAACUAUCUAUAUCUAUCUAUCUCUAUACACAUAUAUACAUACAUAUAUAUAUAUAUAUGUAUAUAUAUGUAUAUAUAUGUAUAUAUAUAUAUGUAUGUGUAUACACACACACACACACACACACACACAAAUAUAUAUAUAUAUAAACGCGUGCCACUUGAAAUAGAUUUGUGGAUAGAUAUAGAACAUAAUUUAAAAUAUAAUAGCAUAAUUAAACUCUUUGUGACACUGCCUGAUCAAAACUGAUUCAGUUAAUUGGAUGUCAAUUGUGGUAAUAACAUUGAGUACAAUUUAAUGAAAGGUUGUCUACAAAUUAUCCAACUUUAUUUUUCAAUGUAAAAUUCUUUCAUUAUAAUCCACAGGCUUCGGAGAAUGAACUGUAAAGGCUAUUUUAUGCAUACAUAAAUAUAUUUGUAAGUGUGUCUAAUGCACGUAUACAGACUGAACCACCGUUGAUGAAGAAAGCUAAUAUAAAAUAUCUAUAAAUAUUAGCUUUAUCGAUAAGGCUUCAUUUUUUCAUACGAAAAUAUGCAUUAGUGGUCGAACAAAGUUAUAUCAUAUCGUUUGUUACAAAGCAAAAAUUUGUUACCAUAAGAAGCAUGAGAAUGAAUGCUAACAUUUUAAACAUUUUUAUCUCUAUUAUCUAUCUAAACAUUAAUGCUUUUUCAUAUGAAUGUUGCACAUCAUAUGGCUUCUUUACAAUUAAGUUCCAAUUGGAUCCUUUUUAAGUUUAAAUUAAACCAAAAGCUUUUAUCCUAUUUGUGUAAGAACAAUUUACUAUAAAUAUAAAUAUUCAAGAUUUCGAAA